CUACUAGGCCCACGAAUGAGAAUGUGGAGAACUGACCAACAGUUCCUGCGAUUUUCAUCAGUUCAUAAGCAAAACCCUUACAUCUUUCUCUCUGUGUAUGUAGUAUUUGUAUUUGUUCGUGAUUUUACCUCCUAAUCAGGACUUCACUAGGGCUCUCACCCAUAACCAUGUCUUCUACACUCGAAAUCGAAGCUCGAGAUGUCAUUAAGAUAGUUCUUCAAUUCUGCAAGGAGAAUUCUCUGCAUCAGACUUUCCAGACAUUGCAAAAUGAGUGCCAGGUUUCUCUUAAUACCGUGGACAGCCUUGAAACCUUCAUAGCCGAUAUUAAUAGUGGAAGAUGGGAUGCAGUACUACCUCAAGUUGCACAAUUAAAGCUUCCGAGAAAGAUACUGGAGGAUUUAUAUGAGCAGAUUGUUUUGGAGAUGAUUGAACUUCGAGAGAUGGAUACUGCACGGGCUAUUUUAAGACAAACCAAUGUGAUGGGUGUCAUGAAACAGGAGCAACCAGAAAGAUAUUUGCGGCUCGAACAUCUACUAGUUCGGACUUACUUUGAUCCACAUGAGGCUUAUAAUGAUUCAACCAAGGAGAAAAGACGUGCCCAAAUUGCCCAAGCACUUUCCGCUGAGGUUUCUGUUGUUCCACCAUCGCGUUUAACGGCUCUGAUUGGUCAAGCCUUGAAAUGGCAGCAGCAUCAAGGUUUACUUCCACCUGGAACACAAUUUGAUCUAUUCCGAGGUACAGCUGCUAUGAAACAAGAUGAAGAGGAUAUGUAUCCAACAACACUCGGCCACACUAUUAAGUUUGGGAAGAAGAGUCAUCCUGAAUGUUCUAGGUUCUCCCCUGAUGGACAAUUCCUUGUCUCAUGCUCAGUUGAUGGAUUUAUUGAGGUAUGGGACCACGUAAGUGGAAAACUGAAGAAGGAUCUUCAAUAUCAGGCUGAUGAAACUUUUAUGAUGCAUGAUGAUGCUGUCCUUUGUGUUGAUUUUAGCAGAGACUCGGAGAUGCUUGCAUCUGGGUCACAAGAUGGAAAAAUAAAGGUUUGGCGUAUAAGGACUGGCCAGUGCUUGCGCCGUCUUGAACGUGCACAUUCGCAGGGUGUCACCAGUCUUGUCUUCUCUCGAGAUGGAAGUCAGAUCUUAAGCACAUCCUUUGACAGCACAGCAAGAAUUCAUGGUCUGAAGUCAGGUAAAUUGUUAAAGGAAUUCCGCGGGCAUUCAUCUUAUGUGAAUGAUGCCAUCUUUAAUAAUGAUGGAUCUCGAGUCAUCACCGCAUCUAGUGACGGCUCAGUGAAGGUCUGGGAUGCCAAAACUACAGAGUGUCUGCAGACAUUUAGACCACCACCUCCUUUAAGGGGUGGUGAUGCAUCUGUGAAUUCUGUCCAUCUUUUCCCUAAGAACACAGAUCACAUUAUAGUGUGCAAUAAGACGUCAUCUAUUUAUUUGAUGACACUUCAAGGACAGGUCGUUAAAAGUUUCUCAUCUGGUAAAAGAGAAGGUGGAGACUUUUUGGCUGCUUGUCUAUCACCAAAAGGAGAAUGGAUUUACUGUGUAGGUGAAGACAGAAACUUGUACUGCUUUAGUUAUCAGUCAAACAAAUUGGAACAUCUGAUGAAGGUACAUGAAAAGGAAGUAAUUGGUAUCACUCACCAUCCCCAUAUAAACCUUGUCGCCACCUAUGGAGAAGACUGCACCAUGAAGUUAUGGAAGCCUUGACACAUUCUUUGCCAUGUAGUUUCGGUGUAAAAUUGGAACAGGAUACCUGUAAGAUUGAUUUAUUGGUGCUGACUAUGGGGUAAAAUUGGGGAUGAUUAGUAACACUUGGUGUUUAGUGUGAUCUGGUGAUAUCCAACUUUGUGUAUAUGUAUAUUUAUCUCUGAUAUUUUUUUAGAACUUCAGUCAGUUCAAUUAGAUGCCUUAUGCAAAUGUCUUCACCA
Nicotiana attenuata is the source of this 1933-nucleotide messenger RNA. Its product is annotated as suppressor of mec-8 and unc-52 protein homolog 1. The record is from RefSeq and is a predicted model, not a curated record. Gene Ontology annotation, biological process: mRNA splicing, via spliceosome. The coding region runs from base 168 to 1712 and encodes 514 amino acids. NCBI's taxonomy places the organism in Eukaryota, Viridiplantae, Streptophyta, Magnoliopsida, Solanales, Solanaceae. Gene Ontology annotation, cellular component: precatalytic spliceosome. The transcript has 16 exons. Gene Ontology annotation, molecular function: protein binding.